Messenger RNA from Cryptomeria japonica (Japanese cedar), 3741 nucleotides. RefSeq names its product pentatricopeptide repeat-containing protein At2g13600. The coding region runs from base 103 to 1932 and encodes 609 amino acids. Gene Ontology annotation, biological process: RNA modification. NCBI's taxonomy places the organism in Eukaryota, Viridiplantae, Streptophyta, Pinopsida, Cupressales, Cupressaceae. Gene Ontology annotation, molecular function: protein binding; RNA binding. The record is from RefSeq and is a predicted model, not a curated record. The transcript has 3 exons.
AAAAACCUGUUACAUCCUUACAAUUUUUUUGAAACAUAUAACACCAGCUUCUAUGUAUGGCAUUGGCCACCAGCUAAAAAAGUGAAAGAUGGAAUAUAAACAAUGGUGUGUAAAAAUAUUUUCAGUUGCAGUGGGUUUUGGCAAGAACACUGCAACACCAUUAAACGACUACUUUUUCUUGGAUUCUGCAACUCAAGUUUGUCAUUAGAGAGGCGCGUUACUAAACAAACACAUCCUAUACACCUUGGAUACAAAAAUAUCAGAAAACCCUGCAAUAAAGAGAAUAAAUUGAAGACUACUAUAACCAGUUUGAAUCCAACACAAAAAGAGGUUGUCAUUGCAAACCCCAAAACUUAUUGUUCACUCUUGCAGAAAUGCGCCGCAUUGAAGGCACUGGCGGAAGGCAAGAAUGUUCAUACCCAUGUCAUCAAAACCGGAUUAAAUCAUGACGUUUAUUUGGUAAAUCACCUGAUUCACAUGUAUAUAAAAUGUGGUGUUUUAGAAGAUGCACGUCAUGUGUUUGACAAAAUGCUUAAACGAAGUGUUGUGUCAUUUACAAACAUGAUUGCGGGGUAUUCUCAGAAUGGGGACGCUGAGGAGGCCUUAAAUCUCUUUCACCAAAUGCAACGUGAAGGUAUUUCUGGGAAUUGCUUUACCUUCGUAAGCAUCAUCAGGGCGUGCACCAGCAUUCGUGCUUUUCAAGUAGGGGAACAGUUCCAUGUCCAUUUCAUUGAAGUAGGGCUUGAUUCAGAUAUAGUUGUAGGCACUGCUCUUGUUGAUAUGUAUGCUAAACGUGGUAGGAUUGAAGAUGCACGCAAUGUGUUUGACAAAAUGCCUAAACGAAAUAUUCUAUCGUGGACUGCAAUGAUCAUGGGGUAUGCGCAAUAUGGCCCCCUUGAUGAAGCACUUAAACUUUUUAACCAAAUUCCUGCAAGAGACUUGGUGUUGUGGAAUGCAAUGAUUGGCGGAUUGGUUCAGAAUGGGUAUAGCAACGAGGCGUUGCAACUGUUUUAUGAAAUGCAGCGUUCUGGAACAAAAGCAGAUAGGAUUACUUUUGCCAGUAUUCUCCGAGGAUGUGCCAACCUUGCAGUUCUAUUACAUGGUAAGCAGGUUCAUGCUCAUAUUGUCAAAAGUGGAUUUGAACUAGAUGUUGUAGUUGGGAGUGCUCUCCUUGACAUGUAUGCUAAAUGUGGGAGUGUAGAAAAUGCGAUGGAAGUGUUUGACAAAAUGCCUAGACGAAAUGUUGUCUCAUGGAGUGCUAUGAUUUCAGCAUGUGCUCAGCAUGGGCACGGAAAGGAUUCUCUUCAACUGUUUAAGAAAAUGCAAGAGGCAGGCAUUAAAGCUAACAUAAUUACCUUCGUUGGUUUGCUUUCUGCCUGCAGUCAUGUUGGGUUAGUGGACCAGGGUCGCCGCUACUUUGAUUCUAUGAAUAAAGAAUAUGGGCUCAUUCCAACAGUAGAGCACUAUAGCUGCAUGGUUGACCUUCUUGGACGUGCCGGAUUCUUGGACGAGGCAGAGGAAAUUAUCCACAGGAUGCCAGUUGAGCCGGAUGCAGCUGUUUGGGGAGCCUUGUUGAGUGCCUGCAGAACCCAUGGAAACAUGCGACUUGCAAGGCAUGCAGCAGAACAACUUCUGCGGUUGAAAGUACAAGAUAGUGCAAGUUAUGUGCUUUUGUCAAACAUCUAUGCUUCUCUGGGAUUGUGGGAUGAUGUAGCUAAUGUGAGAAAAUUGAUGAAAGAUAGGGGAUUGAAAAAGCAGCCUGGAUGCAGCUGGAUUGAAGUUAAGAAUAGUAUGCAUGUGUUUAUUUCAGGUGAUAAUUCUCACCCUCAAAUAGAUGAGAUUUAUGCAAUGUUAGAGAGACUAACUAAGCAGAUGAAAGAGGAAGGAUAUGCACCCAACACAAGGGUUGUGCUGCUCGAUCUGGAAGAGUAGUGAAGGGAAAAUUUCUUUGGGAUCACAAUGAAAAGAUGGCAAUUGCUUUUGGAAUUAUUGCAACACCUCCGAGAAUACCAUCCGAAUCUUGAAAAUCCUGCUGUUGCCACGCUGCCAUCAAGUUCGUUUCUAAGAUUGUUGAAUCCAAAAUUAUUUAAAAGAUGCUAACUGUUUUCAACAUUCUCAUUAUGAACAGUGAUUUUGUGGGAACUAUCGGCGAUGGCUGAGAGGCACAUGUCAGACAUAGGUUUCUGAAAAAGGUAUUUCUCAGACCAUGGGCUACCGCUAUAUAUCAAAUAUCUUAACAAAAUAAUGCAAUUUUUGGCUGUUGGUGAGGCCAACAUGUAUUACGUUUCUCGGAUAAUGACAAGAGAAUACAGUUUUUGGCAGUUGGUAAGGCCAACAUUUAUUACAUUUCUCAGAUCAUGGACUAUGUAUUACAUUUUGGACAAGAGAAUGCAGUUUUGUCUGUUUGUGAGGCCAACAAAUGCAUACAUAUUGUACCAAUGAUGGAUAAAUUAUACGGAUACAGGACCAAAUUUGUUCUGUUGUAACAUUGGGCAGUGGACUGGAAAUAUCUUUGCAAGAUUUCCCUUAAUGAUCAAGAUUCAAAAAUAACUAAUAGGGAUGGUCAGAUUUGAAGUUUAAGCCAUCAAAACCCCCUACAGAUAUGGAGUUCUUCUAAGAGAUCAACUAUAUAAAACCUUUGUGAAUUGCAUGGAAGAAUGUUUAUUAUUUAAUGAUUCAUCGAAUUUGAUCUGAACAAUGUUAACUACAUGUUAUUUAUGAUGCGAUAUUCCUUUUGUAAUUUGUGUAAGGUUGUCAGGUUUUCAGUACAUGUAUGAUAUGAUAAGGUAACCUUUGCAGUAUUAUAAGUACGAGCAGUUUGCCCAGGGCAUUUGAAAACGAUAAGUAGACAUUUAUUCUCUGUCAGUGAUAAGUAUAAUUUUCAUAAGCUAAGCAUUAAAAUAUUCUGUAUAUGAGAUGGGUUUUUUUAUAUGAUAUGCAAUGAUGAGGAAAUAGGAUGUCUUGAACUUGUAUUGACAUAUAAAAUGCGUCAUACACUAAAAUUCAGUUGCAAACUUUUUCCUUUCAAGCUGCACCAUCACGUUUCUUCUGUGGUGAUAGAAAUUGAGAAAUGCUACUACAUUGAAUGUAUGGCACAUGGUUCAAUAUAAUUCAAGUUUCAAUAGAGAUCUGUUUUAUUUAUUUUUGAUGCAGAGGAAUCAGUACUAGCAGGGACCCCAUUUGUGAGGUCCUAAUAAUGGGGCUCCUAUAAACCUUUGGCCGCAUGAGCUAUGCUUACUCAUGCAGCAAUUGAAGCUGGGGAUUUGAACCUAUGACCAUUAUCCAUGUCUUUCAACGGCAUAACUGUACAGUCUACACCCCAUGGGCAAUUGAGGUUGGAGAUUGUAUGGGGAACAUGAACGGGUUGAUCCAAAAUAAAUUGUUAGUAUUAUUGCACCAAUUGUUCACAUGUUACACUCAAUUUGUGGAAACUAAUCAUGCUAUAUGUCUUACGGUAAAUCUAGGAAGUAGGACUAGCUUAUUGUGGGAAACCAUUUUUUACUUUUCCUUAAAAAAGCAUCAUGGUAGUUGCUUAGACCGGAAGCCUUACCUUUAUAAGGUGCUUGGAAGCCUGUUAGCUGCCACAUAUAUAUUAUUAUUUAGGAUUCAAAACAGCUAAAAAUGUAGUAUUUUUCAACUUUGUAAGCCUAGAAUGUAUGGGGAAAAGAGACAUGCUCUUUUACUGCUAUGACACAUGUCUGCUGACACCUCUUUUACAUAUACAGACUGGAUAAAUUUAUU